Messenger RNA from Prorocentrum cordatum, 388 nucleotides. The record is from the annotation of a GenBank genome assembly. NCBI's taxonomy places the organism in Eukaryota, Dinophyceae, Prorocentrales, Prorocentraceae.
CUCGAGAUGGCCGCGCCCCCCGCGCUGCGCCCGGGACAGGGCGCGCCCGAGACCCCGCACGCGCGCGGGGAGCCGUGGCCGCCGCCCGCGCCGUUGCAGCACUGGCCGGGCGGCGCUGCCGCGGAGGCGCUGGAGCAGCCCGCCCCGGCCGAGCUGCAGGAUCGGCCCGAGCGCCCGCGGUGCCGCGGGAAGCCGCCCUUCGCCUGGCAGCUGGCGCCGGACUACGAGGCGGAGUUCCUGGUCACUGGUGACGCCAGCGAGAUAGUCACCAAGGUGGGCGACUUCCGGGAGCGAGACUGGGUCGUGCCGGUGGGCAGCACGCUGCGGCUCUCGAAGGGGGGCCUCUACCGCUGGACGCUGUGCCUCGAGCGGCUCUGCCUCCGCAGGC